Messenger RNA from Cynoglossus semilaevis (tongue sole), 2956 nucleotides. It is a transcript of the gene nsun5, whose product is annotated as NOP2/Sun RNA methyltransferase 5. Gene Ontology annotation, biological process: rRNA base methylation. Gene Ontology annotation, molecular function: RNA methyltransferase activity. The transcript has 4 exons. Gene Ontology annotation, cellular component: nucleolus. The coding region runs from base 262 to 1752 and encodes 496 amino acids. The record is from RefSeq and is a predicted model, not a curated record. NCBI's taxonomy places the organism in Eukaryota, Metazoa, Chordata, Actinopteri, Pleuronectiformes, Cynoglossidae.
GACGUAGUUACGUCACUAUUGAGCGCCGGCGAUUCUUCCGGUGGUGGCGACUGUAACCAUGUGCGCUACGGGAAAAGUCCGUAAAGAUUGAGUAAACUAUUGUAAAACUCCAGCGUUUCGUCGUGGUUCCCUGGAAAGAAAAAAUAGGACGAGAUGCAGGAUUGAAACCCACUGUCAGUGAUAAAAACCCGUGUAAUUUUAACGGAAUCGACGUUUGGCCUGUGUUCGAGCUCUCGGUUUGUCUGUUUGUUUGUUUGGGCCAUGGCUCUGUACACGAAAGCUGCAGAGAUCCUGGAGAAAUCCGAGAAGAAGCAGGGUGCGUUAAAAACUCUGGUUUACGACAGUAAGUUUGCAAAAAUCAAACAGCUCUUCGCUUUGGUUUGUGAGACACAGAAGUUUUCCUCCGUCCUUGAGGAAAUCAUCGAGUCCACCAAACUGCUAAAGCAGACGAAGCUAAAGAUGCCUCUGGCUAAAGUUCUGGUCUAUGACAUGCUCAUAGGUCAGGGACUGAAGUGUGGCGGAACCUGGAAGGUCAUGUUAAUGAAACAUCGUUCCAGACUACAAGCUGCUCUGGCCCGCAUGAAGGUGAAACAAAAGGUCCACAGGAAUGAAGACCUGCUCCCAGUCAGUGUCCAGCAAUCUGCUAGAGACCGCCUUCCCAGGUAUGUGCGUGUGAACACCCUGAAGACCAGUGUGAAUGAUGCUGUUGACUACUUGAAAAGGGACGGUUUCUGCUACCAGGGACAGGCCUCCAGGCUGGAGGAUCUAACCCUGAGGGAGAAGGACUUUGUGAAGGAUCUGUAUCUCCCAGAGCUGCUGGUCUUCUCCCCUAAAAUGGACUUCCAUGACCACUUCCUGUACAAAGCGGGCCACAUCAUUCUGCAGGACAAGGCCAGCUGUCUACCAGCCCACCUCCUCAGUCCUCCUCCUGGCAGCCAUGUCAUUGAUGCUUGUGCUGCACCUGGCAACAAAACCAGCCACCUUGCAGCCAUAAUGGAGAACAAGGGGAAACUCUUUGCCUUUGAUUUAGACGCCAAGCGGUUGUCCACCAUGUCCACUCUGCUGCUCAGAGCUGGGGUCCUAUGUCAUCAGCUUGCUAACCAGGACUUCCUGAAGGUGGACCCUGGCAAUGCGCAGUAUAAAGAUGUGGAAUAUAUCCUGCUGGACCCGUCCUGCAGUGGAUCAGGGAUGGUGUGUCUGCGGGACAACACCUCUCAUGACCAGUCGGAGGAUCAGGCUCGUCUGGUCUCUUUGGCCUCCUUCCAGCUGCGUUGUCUCAACCACGCUCUCAGGUUCCCUCGCCUGAAGCGUCUGGUCUACUCCACCUGCUCCAUCCACAGCCAGGAGAACGAAGAUGUGGUAACUGCCUGUCUGCAGCAGAACCUCAACUUUAGGUUGGUUCAUCUUCUGCCACAGUGGCCUGAACGAGGCCUGGAGCCACUCACCCAGUGUCUGAGAGCCAGCACCACGAAGACCCGCACACAUGGCUUUUUUGUGGCUCUUCUGGAGAAACACAAGAAGUCUGUGACUAUGAAACAGGAACAAGUCGUCCAAAUGAGUCACAUUGUCCCAGAGGACAACGAUGUCCCCAGGGUUUGUAAUGAGACACCUGAAGAUUCAGAGACUGAGGACAAACAGGAACCUGAAGCAGACCUGGUGGCUCGUGGCCCGACUGACAGUACUGCAGGUAAGAAGAAGAAGAGGAAGAGGGGGAAAAAGAAGAAGAAUAAGACUGAAGCAAAAACUGAGUGAUGAGGAAAAAUGUCAAGUAAAACUUUCAGUUAUCUGUAUGUUUAUCUUGUCAGGAAUUUAUUUUAUCGCUGCAACUCAAAAUCCAAAGAUGCAUUUUUACUGAAUAUCUGUCUGUGUCUGGUUUUUGUUUAAAAAAACAAACAAACUACAAAGCCACUUAAUGUUCACAUUAUUCUUAUUAGCCCUAAUAGUGACAUCACUUAAAACAGUUAAUAUAUGUCCAUAUAAGCACCUCUGGUUUAAAAGAAAAUCAAAGAUCCCAAAACCUCUCAACAAUAAAUACAAUCAAUACAUUUUACAAAUGAGUUUGAAACAUUCAAAACGUUUUCUUGAAGUGUUUUAACACAUUUUUAAGUGUUUUUUAAUUAAGGCUCUAUUCGAUUUAUAAUCUCACUUGUGUAUAUUUGUGGUUUGUGUAGACUUUUUGACGAUCAUGCUGUAUGUUCAGCUGACUUUUCAUCGUAGUUAUUAAGAAUUACGACGUCCUUGUCCUGCGCAAUGGUGCUGUCUGAACACCAGAGGGAGCUGUGGUACUAACUGUUUGGAGGUUUAAGUUAGUUCUUGCAUUAUUGGUCCGUUUGCAUGCAGUGCAAAGUCUGGCCGUUUUGUUGCCUUAGGCGAGAAAUGGUUUGGCGUUUACUCUUCAGCUUGAUCACAUGGAAUGGACGCCAGGUGGCGACAUAAAUUAUUACUAUUUUAUUUUAUUUGGUUAAUUGUUCAUAGAGUUCUGCCUCCCCUCCAGCAGGUGGCUCUAUUGGUCGUCGCUUAUGUUUAUAUAUAUAUAUAUAUAUAUUUUUUUUUACAUACAUCUUUGUUUGGUCCUGCUGCUCGGCCAUGUCCAUGUCCAUUGAUUUCAUUUCGCAGGAGUUUGUCUUUGCUGCAGACGUGCAGAAUAUUCAACACACACUAACAACCUCUGUCACCCUGCACAAGCAUGGGCGUAGGCAUGUAAUAGUUUUUACCACUACGCACACAUACAUGGUGAAUUUUGUGAGCCUCAGAUCAGAGUGGUUGUGGCUGAUGUGUUGUGACAGUCUAAUGCAGUCUAAUCUCACGGGGGAGCAUCAAGACACUAUAGGAGUGACAGAUGACCAGAGGAAAUAUGAAGGCGGAGGACAAAGAGAACUGGGUUGUGUUUUGUAUGGAACAGCUGAGAAAUUUAGGCUGGAAUAAUUCCCAUUAAAAUAUGAAAGUUUCUAAGUUC